GAGAACACGCAGCGGCUCUGAAGAGUUAGCAAGAACCGGCCGAGAGAGUCCUGUGAUAGGUCUGAGGUGUCCCCAUCCUGCCUGCGUCCACGGCUCCGGGCUCUGCGACACUUUGGACCCCACGAGCGGCAGCAACGAUGCUUGGCCGACUCUGGGCGCUGGCGCUGCUGCUCCUGGUCCCGGGGCAAGGUCGGCAAGCUCAGGAGUGCUCUCCUGGGGGACACCGGUUUCUUCAGAGUCCUUACAGAAGUGUACAUUUUGACUCAAUGCACCUCCAGCAUUCUCCCUCUCAAGACCUGAUAUGUGACCAUUCUCUCUCUCCCGGAUGGUAUCGGUUUCUCAUCUUUGACAGACCUGCUGAGAUGCCAACCAAAUGUGUUGAGGUGAAUCACUGUGGAACACAGGCCCCCAUCUGGCUAUCUCUGAGAGAUUCAGAGACACUGCCUUCACCUGGAGAGAUCAAGCAACUGACAGCUUGUGCCACGUGGCAGUUUUCAUUUAGUGCUACAAAAGACUGCUGCUUUUUUCAAAUCCCAGUGUCUGUAAGAAACUGUGGAAACUUUUUUGUGUACUUACUACAGCCCACUCAGGGAUGUAUGGGAUAUUGUGCACAAGGUCAGCUGUCUGCCUCAUUGCCACCACCACCCCCAGAAAGGCCCAAAGUUGUGGUGGAGCUGAUUGGAUCCAGGCUUUUCUGUAGGUGUGCUUUUGAGGUUUCCUCUGCAAACACCUCAGUGGGAUUUCUCAUAACUUGGUCUAGGCUUUCUUCUCAAGAAGUGAAAGAAGAGCUGAAGCAAGAGACCACAGUUCAGGCAUCCUCUCUUUUAGAACUGGAUGGCAUAAAUCUCAGGCUCGGAGAUAGGAUAUUCUGUAGUGCUUCCGUCUUUUUAUUGGAGAAACCACAUGUACAAAGUUUAGCCAUCGAAAGCCAAGAAUUUUUUGCAGGCAUUAAGUUACACCCAGAGUUAAGCACUAUAUCAGAAGAUGGGAAAGAAUAUCAGUUGAAGAUAGCGAGCACAGUUCCUGUCAUUUGUUCUGAACCCAGUGAGCUUGGCCAGCAGUGCAAAAUCUCAUUAAAACUGAAAACUGUUGAUCAAGGUACAGAACAGCGAGGUUUAAAUUUGGCGCUGUCUUCCUGUCACGUGGACCUUCACUGGACAUCGUCCUGUGCUAACGGAUCAUGUAGCCAUGCUUUGGUUUACUACACUGCUGUGACAGAUUUUUCUCGAGAUGGAGACAGAGUGACAAACAUUGUAGUGGAACCUAUAGUACAUGAGGAUUUCCUGUGGAAUAGCUACAUUCCAGACAGCAUCCAGAUCAAAGUGAAGGAUGUCCCAACUGCUUACUGCUAUUCAUUUACUGACCCACAUAUAAUUACAUUUGAUGGCAGGGUAUAUGAUAAUUUCAAAACUGGAACAUUUGUGCUUUAUAAGAGUGUGUCACGUGACUUUGAAGUCCAUGUACGCCAGUGGGACUGUGGAAGCCUUCACUAUCCUGUGUCGUGUAACUGCGGGUUUGUUGCCAAAGAAGAAGGUGAUGUUGUUACUUUUGAUAUGUGCAGUGGUCAGCUACAUGGAUCACAGCCAUAUUUAUCUGUAAAGAGCCAAGAUGUAACCAGCAAUAUCAAGAUAAGUGAAUCCUACUUAGGAAGAAAAGUCACAGUUUGGUUUUCUUCUGGAGCAUUUAUCCGUGCUGAUCUUAGUGAAUGGGGCAUGAGUUUAACAAUCAGAGCCCCUAGCCUAGACUAUAGAAACACUUUGGGACUUUGUGGCACCUUUGAUGAAAACCCAGAAAAUGAUUUCCAUAAUAAAAAUGGGAUAAAAAUUGAUCUAACUUUUGAUAAUUGUGUUGCUUUUAUUAAUGAAUGGAGGAUUUUGCCAGGGAAAAGCAUGUUUGACACAAUGCCAGUUUCUCCGCCUUCACCUGGAAAACUGUCCUAUUGUAGCUGCUCAUCGGACACUAAUUCUUUAUAUCCUUCCAAUCGUCUGGACAGUGCUUCUCAACAAGAGAUUGUUUCAGGUUGCAGAGAUCUCAAACAUGUCAGAUUCUCUUUCUUGAUACCAGAACUAGAUGUCACCUCUGAGUAUAUUAGUUCAGAAGCUCUUAUCAGAGGGAUAAAUGAGUAUACAUCUGGAGAAGAAAAUAAUUCGAACUUCCUGCCUCAAGAAAAAAAUCAUGUGAACCUAACCAAACUGGAAUUACAUUUACAAAAACAUCCUGGAAAUGAAAAACAAGAGGCACCAAAAACUCUGGACAAUGGGAAACAUACAUGGGGCGAGGGUAGCCACAGCCAGGAAAUGAGGCGGGAUCCACAAAACAGAUGGAAACGGCAAAACUUUUAUGAGUUUCUUCCUAUGUUUGCUUUCCAAAGUCUUAGCCAAAGUGACCUAGAAGAACUUGCUUAUUUCUUCCCUGAGGACCAUAUUGAGGAUGUCCACCAGGAGUUUGUCCCUACAUGGCCCACACCCUCUGGUCUCACCGAACACGGCACUUUGUCGCUCUGCCAGCAGACUCUUGCCAACUCUAGCAUAGGAAGACACUGUCUCGCCUUUCUGGGCAAGAGCCUAGAUACUGCUAUAGAUAUGUGUGUUCAAGAUGUUCUUCUAAAAGAUGAUCUUAGCUGGGCAGAAGCCGGUGUGGCUCUUUUAGAAAAUGAAUGUGAAAAGAGAAUUUUGGAAGAGGGGAAACACAGCACAGAAGAAUACAGCAAGUCAGUUGAAGACAUUCUCGAGGUCCUCAAAUGCCCCAGUUUAUGCAGUGGCAAUGGGGAGUGUGUGGAAUGGGGAUGCGCAUGCUCCCCAGGCUUUAGUUCCUAUGACUGCAGUGAUUCACACGACAAGACUCCUGAAAUUAUAGAACUUGAGAAUGCUGGAUUCUGUAAUAUUCGAAAAUAUAAUUGUAUGACAGUGAGAGUGUUUGGUCAAGGCUUCAAAGAAUCACCUUCAAUUAAAUGUGAAGUUACUAAACUGCAGUAUAAUAACAGUAAAUGGGUCCUUGGAAAAGCUGUCUACACGAAUACUGUUUUUCAAAAUAGCAGAACCAUUGAUUGUCAGCUGCCCCCUGAUGUCCAACAGUCUGAUACCGUAAAUCUGAUGGGGGAGAAACCAAUUGCAAAGUGGCAAUUAAAGGUAUCUAAUGAUGGUUAUAAAUUCAGUAAUCCCAGAAUAAUGAUCAUAUAUGAUGGGGCUUGUCAAGUUUGUGGUCUCUAUGAGAAGGACUCAUGUACUAUAAAGGAAAAUGUUUGCAUUAUUGAUGGGCUCUGCUACAUUGAAGGAGAUAAAAAUCCUACCAGCCCUUGUUUGAUUUGUAGACCAAAAAUUUCAAAAUUUACUUGGUCAUUUUUAGAAAACAACCAACCCCCAGUGAUUCAAAUACCGCAAGACAAAUUGCAGACAUUUUUGGGGGAGAACUUUGUGUACCAGUUCACGGCCUUGGAUCCUGAAGGUUCUGACAUCCAUUUUACCUUGGACUCGGGUCCUGAGGGAGCAAAUGUUUCCUCUACAGGACUUCUCACAUGGAAAACAGAGUCCCAGACUCCACAGCAAUUCACUUUACUCUUUAACGACGACUGCAAUGCUGAAACGAGAGUCACAAUUAUGGUGACUGUGAAGUCUUGUGAUUGCUUGAAUGGUGGAUCAUGUGUGUCAGAUAGGAAGUUUCCUCCAGGAAGUGGAAUGUACCUGUGCAUCUGCUUGCCUGGCUUUGAGGGGGUUCUCUGUGAAGUGAACGUCACUGAGUGUCAAUCGAACCCCUGUGGCCUUGGCAGGUGUAUUAGUGGGUUUCCCAGUUAUUCUUGUGUAUGUCCACCUGAACUCAAAGGCAAAAAUUGCCAGGAAGAUGUUGAUGAGUGUGAAUCCAGGCCUUGCUUUCCAGGAGCAGAGUGUCUCAAUACCUUUGGCUCCUAUCAUUGUGGUGCAUGUCCAAAAGGAUUUUAUGGUGAUGGGAAAAUAUGUCAUGAUAUAAAAUUUCAGUCACUGUCAUCAGAUCAUUCAUCAUCCGGUGCAAGCUUUACCCACAGGCCUGCCUCUAUCAAAAAGUUCUUGAACACAACCAGUGACAUCUCGCACUUCUCAUUAAAAUCAGUUACAACUCAAAUGAAUAAUUCAAAAAACAUUAUUUCCCAUCAGCUACCAGGGUUUGAACAGGCGGAUCAUACUAUCAGUACAAAUCUCAGUCUGGAGGAAUUGGGAGUGUCGACGAAAAACCAUAUUUCUUUAAGCAUCAACCCAAAUGGUUCCCCUGGUGAAGUAAAGGAUGUUAAACAGAGCACUAUCCAGACAGAGGCUGGAGGGAAUAAUUCUCAAAUUAACAGGCCUGCCAAAGGUUACACGCAGUAUAAGGAUGGGUUUGCCUCAUCAGUUACUAGAGCCAUCACUAUUUUGCCAGAAAAGCCUGGAUGGACCAGAAUAUCAACUUGUGCUGACUCACCUUGUUUUCUUGGUGUUUCUUGUGUGCCAACCACAGAUGGUCACUUCCGGUGUGGACGCUGCCCCCUUGGAUAUUAUGGAGAUGGUAUCAAUUGUAGAGCCAUUUGUAGACACCCAUGUGGAAAAAGCAGGGCGUGUGUUGCCCCAAACAUAUGCAGGUGUAAACCGGGCUACACUGGUUCUAACUGCCAAACUGCUAUAUGUCAUCCUGAUUGCAGAAACCAUGGAAAAUGUAUUAAGCCUAACGUUUGUGAAUGUCCGCCAGGGCAUGGUGGAGCAACAUGUGAUGAAGAACACUGUAGUCCACCUUGUCAACAUGGCGGCACCUGCUUGGCUGGAAAUCUCUGCACUUGUCCUUAUGGUUUUAUAGGACCAAGGUGUGAAACAAUGGUUUGUAACAGGCACUGUGAAAAUGGAGGUGAAUGUCUUACACCAGAUACCUGCCAGUGCAAGCCUGGCUGGUAUGGACCUACUUGUGGUACAGCUUUGUGUGACCCCGUUUGCCUCAAUGGUGGUUCCUGUAAUAAGCCAAACACUUGCCUUUGUCCAAAUGGAUUCUUUGGUGCACAGUGUCAGAAUGCUCUCUGUCACCCUCCCUGUAAGAAUGGCGGACGCUGCAUGAGAAAUAACGUGUGCGCCUGUCGUGAGGGAUACACUGGUAGGAGAUGCCAAAAAAGUAUCUGUGAUCCAGCGUGCAUGAAUGGAGGAAAAUGCAUGGGACCAAAUAUUUGCUCUUGUCCUUCUGGUUGGAGAGGGAAACAAUGCAACAUAGCUAUCUGCAUUCAGAAAUGUAAAAAUGGUGGUGAGUGUAUUGCUCCCAGUAUAUGCCAUUGUCCUACCACAUGGGAAGGAGUGCAGUGUCAAAUACCAAUUUGCAAUCAAAAGUGUCUUCAUGGAGGCAGAUGUGUAUUUCCCAAUGUGUGCUCUUGUCGUGAUGGAUAUUCUGGAGUCAAAUGUGAAAAGAAAGUACAGGAAACAAACAAACAAACAAGUACCAUUUAUGAGCAUUCACAGAACCUUCCCUGACUCCUACCCACUCCUUUCCUGCUUCUUGGCCCUUCUUCCAGCAUCCUGAGACAAAACGCCAUUAAUAUCAAGUAUGUGAAUCACAAGCCUGUCAUAAGAAUGAAAUUUUUAUUCAGAAAAAGCUGAAGAUAAUUAUUUGAAGUUUAUUUGAACAUAAUUUUAAAAAUUAUUUUAAAGACUGAAGAAACUAAUAACACAUAGAAUGAUCUUACCUAUCAUUGUUAGAGAAAAGCAAAGAAGAAAUCCAGGUAAUCUGAAUGGACUUUGAAAUGUGAUUUGAUAUUUACUUAUUAAAAUGAUGUAUCUGAUAUUUAAGACAUUCACAUUAUCUAAUAAACUGAGUAUUUCCCAGUUCUUACUGUGAUGGUGUCUUUAUCAUCAGGGAUCAGUCAGCAUAACUGAAGCUAUUUGAUGUAUUCAGAUAUAAAGUGUUUAAUGCAGAAUUAUGAACUCUCGGGACUCUUGGAAGACCUGGGGGUGAAUGUGGGGAGAGAGGGAGAUAGAGGUCCCGAAAGCAGCUGCUGAAAGUCAGAGAGGUAGAUAUUGAAGAUGCUAGCCUAAAGCACCAAGCAGAUGCUUUUCAUCUUUCUUGGAGCUGCUGCAGUACUUGAGAAUCUUUAAAAAACUCCACCAACUUCUCAAGCAAAGCGGGUCAUUAUAAAAAAAAAAAAAAAAAAAUCUGUUGGAAGGC
Molecule: messenger RNA, 6144 nt
Organism: Enhydra lutris kenyoni (northern sea otter)
Lineage: Eukaryota; Metazoa; Chordata; Mammalia; Carnivora; Mustelidae
Product: von Willebrand factor D and EGF domains
Exons: 30
Coding region: 138-5453 (1771 amino acids)
Biological process (GO): anatomical structure development
Cellular component (GO): extracellular region; cell surface
Molecular function (GO): signaling receptor binding; calcium ion binding
Source: RefSeq, a predicted model, not a curated record